AUGAGCCGCCUCUGGAAGCUGCUGCGCGCGCUGAAGCUCCGGGCUCUCGGGCCAGAGAAGCAGCAGGUGGGCGUCGACCACCUGGGGAACAAAUAUUAUCGGAUCUCGAAACACGAAACGUGGGCAGGACAUAUCAUUCAGGAAAGAAGAUUUGUGGAAGCAGUAGAUGUAAAGGAACACGAGUAUGAAGUGGGGGAUAUCCCAACGGAAUGGGAAGCUUGGAUUAGAAAGAGGAGAAAGGAUCCACCUACAAUUGAGGAAAUUCUUAAGCAUGAGAAAUACAGAGAAGGAUUAAAAAGGAAGGUGGACGAAGUUUACGAAAAAGACAGACUCCUACAGGCCAAAGAAUAUGAAGAGGGACUUGUGGCAGAACCAGUUAAAACCAAGAUUAAAGGCCAUGCGUCUGCUCAGCAUUACGAAAGGAAUGAACUCUUGGAAGACCCAGUCAGCACGGCAAAUACUUUUCAGCCUGGUUCCUGGAAACCCCCGCAGGAUCAUGAACGUAAAAAAUAAG
Molecule: messenger RNA, 514 nt
Organism: Euleptes europaea (tarantolino)
Lineage: Eukaryota; Metazoa; Chordata; Lepidosauria; Squamata; Sphaerodactylidae
Gene: NDUFAF2
Product: NADH:ubiquinone oxidoreductase complex assembly factor 2
Exons: 4
Coding region: 1-513 (170 amino acids)
Biological process (GO): mitochondrial respiratory chain complex I assembly
Cellular component (GO): membrane
Source: RefSeq, a predicted model, not a curated record